This is a messenger RNA of Fusarium odoratissimum NRRL 54006, 1390 nucleotides long. RefSeq lists its product as uncharacterized. The record is from RefSeq and is a predicted model, not a curated record. Bases 707 to 1117 code for a protein of 136 amino acids. The transcript has 2 exons. NCBI's taxonomy places the organism in Eukaryota, Fungi, Ascomycota, Sordariomycetes, Hypocreales, Nectriaceae.
CCUUAGUGAUACAACGUGCAUGCAUCGUUGAAUGGUGUCGUACGAUUGGUAACGAGACGUUGAUCGAAUGCCUCAAAUGGUCGAUUGAUGCGUUGGCAUUGAAGCCACGGCAGAUAACUUUUGGUUCUUGUUCCUCUUUUUAUUCAUUUAUUAUUCAACUUUGUAUAGCCAUGUAUAUGUUUCAGCCUUUCUACUGCUAGAUCAAGCACAAUCUGUCUAAUAUCACAACAGGUAACAUCUUCAUAGCCUCAUAUCAUGUCAUACAACUCUCUAUUCUCACUACGCACAUCUACCUCCUUUUAUCCAUAACUAACAACUCACAUCGCACAGCAUUCUCACCCCCCGCAAGUCAACCGUAACAGUAACCAUCGCUGCACAAACCUCGCCUCGGAAUCCAUUGAUUGGGACAUGAAUGCACGUCUUACUCUCACUACACUCGUCGGGCUGCAGCGCCUAUAUGCAUGCAUCCCUCCUUCAUGUCGUUCCUCAAGAAACAUCUCUCUCACACCAUGUUCAAUUGCCAUAUUUCUGCCUGAUCCCGUUAUCGUAGACGUAAACUUAAAUAUCCAUCUCUUCAGGCCUCAUCCCAAGAGAUAAGAAUAUUGUCCUGCAUCAUGUUUUGCUGAUUUUGGUGUCGUUAGACGCCCCCUUUUGCACUUUUAUAUCAAUGUUUUGACUCUAUUCUGCUUGAGAUCUGUGAGAUUUAAUGUAUAUCCCUAUAUCCUCGCCUCACCUGCAGGCUGCCCGACGCCAUGGAUCCCCAGCCAUUCUUCAUCCACUCACGAAGCCCUUCAGCCAUAUUAGCCCAUAUCCCACUCUUAUAAGGAGACAAUUCUCUGAUAACCCAACUACGAAUAACAACAUCAAGAUUGGACUCAUUGUGGGCUUUACCCUUGCUGCAUUCCUGGCCAUUGUCAUCACCUUUUUGUACUUCUACUACAGAUCUGCACGGUUUACUUUUAGGAAGAAGAAACAUCGCCGGCAUCAUCAUCACCACCACCAUCAUCAUAGGAGGCAUAAAUCGAUGAGCAGUGGAGGCUCGAGACAUUCCGAUAGGAGUGCUGCUCCUGCGGAUGAUGCACCUCCGCCUCCACCUGAUAAGCCGGCAGAUGGGUAGCAGGGGGAGAAGCCCUGCCUUUUGAAUUCUCUAUUUCAUGUGUAUCCUUUGAGUGUAUUAGUGCUUCAUUCUUUGACUUCGAAAAGUAGAGUCCCAGGGCAUCAUGUUUGUGUAGUUGGAUUCAUGUAUCGUAUCAUUUGUAUUCUAUUAGCCCGUCUUCGAGAUAUUCAUAAGCUUCUUUAUUGUCUCCUCCCGGUAUAUCAUACAGUCUAUUGCUCUUCAUGUGCAGUGGUCUAACAAACAGAAACAACAUCCCUAUCCCGCCUAUGCCAG